GUCCCAUUUAAAAUCAUUUGAGACUUGAAGCAGCAAGUACACGCAUAAAGUAAGACGCACUCAGCGAGAAAGUAUUUAAUUGUUGGUGAACCUAAUAAUAAUUAUAAUUAAAAGAACCUUCUCGAAAGUCACAAAAAAACAAUAAUCCAAAAUGCAGAUCUUUGUGAAGACCUUGACUGGAAAGACAAUCACUUUGGAGGUGGAGCCCUCGGAUACCAUCGAGAAUGUGAAGGCCAAGAUUCAGGAUAAGGAGGGAAUUCCUCCAGAUCAGCAGCGUCUGAUCUUUGCCGGCAAGCAGCUGGAAGACGGACGCACCCUGUCCGAUUACAACAUCCAGAAGGAGUCGACCCUUCACUUGGUUCUCCGUCUGCGUGGUGGUAUGCAAAUCUUCGUGAAGACCCUGACUGGCAAGACCAUCACUUUGGAGGUGGAGCCUUCCGAUACCAUUGAAAACGUGAAGGCCAAAAUCCAAGAUAAGGAGGGAAUCCCCCCAGAUCAGCAGCGUCUGAUCUUUGCCGGCAAGCAGCUGGAAGACGGACGCACCCUGUCCGAUUACAACAUCCAGAAGGAGUCGACCCUUCACUUGGUUCUCCGUCUGCGUGGUGGUAUGCAGAUCUUCGUGAAGACCCUGACUGGCAAGACCAUCACCCUCGAAGUGGAGCCAUCGGACACUAUUGAGAAUGUGAAGGCUAAGAUUCAAGACAAGGAGGGAAUCCCCCCAGAUCAGCAGCGUCUGAUUUUCGCCGGCAAGCAGCUCGAGGAUGGACGCACUCUUUCUGACUAUAACAUACAGAAGGAGUCGACCCUUCACUUGGUUCUCCGUCUGCGUGGUGGUAUGCAAAUCUUCGUGAAGACCCUGACUGGCAAGACCAUCACUUUGGAGGUGGAGCCUUCCGAUACCAUUGAAAACGUGAAGGCCAAAAUCCAAGAUAAGGAGGGAAUCCCCCCAGAUCAGCAGCGUCUGAUUUUCGCUGGCAAGCAACUGGAAGACGGACGCACCCUGUCCGAUUACAACAUCCAGAAGGAGUCGACCCUUCACUUGGUUCUCCGUCUGCGUGGUGGUAUGCAGAUCUUCGUGAAGACCCUGACUGGCAAGACCAUCACCCUGGAAGUGGAGCCAUCGGACACUAUUGAGAAUGUGAAGGCUAAGAUCCAAGAUAAGGAGGGAAUCCCUCCAGAUCAGCAGCGUCUGAUUUUCGCCGGCAAGCAACUGGAAGACGGACGCACCUUGUCCGAUUACAACAUCCAGAAGGAGUCGACCCUUCACUUGGUUCUCCGUCUGCGUGGUGGUAUGCAGAUCUUCGUGAAGACGCUGACUGGCAAGACCAUCACUUUGGAGGUGGAGCCUUCAGAUACCAUUGAAAACGUGAAGGCCAAAAUCCAAGAUAAGGAGGGAAUCCCUCCAGAUCAGCAGCGUCUGAUUUUCGCCGGCAAGCAACUGGAAGACGGACGCACCUUGUCCGAUUACAACAUCCAGAAGGAGUCGACCCUUCACUUGGUUCUCCGUCUGCGUGGUGGUAUGCAGAUCUUCGUGAAGACGCUGACUGGCAAGACCAUCACUUUGGAGGUGGAGCCUUCAGAUACCAUUGAAAACGUGAAGGCCAAAAUCCAAGAUAAGGAGGGAAUCCCUCCAGAUCAGCAGCGUCUGAUUUUCGCCGGCAAGCAACUGGAAGACGGACGCACCCUGUCCGAUUACAACAUCCAGAAGGAGUCGACCCUUCACUUGGUUCUCCGUCUGCGUGGUGGUAUGCAAAUCUUCGUGAAGACCCUGACUGGCAAGACCAUCACCCUGGAAGUGGAGCCAUCGGACACUAUUGAGAAUGUGAAGGCUAAGAUCCAAGAUAAGGAGGGAAUCCCUCCAGAUCAGCAGCGUCUGAUUUUCGCCGGCAAGCAACUGGAAGACGGACGCACCCUGUCCGAUUACAACAUCCAGAAGGAGUCGACCCUUCACUUGGUUCUCCGUUUGCGUGGUGGUAUGCAAAUCUUCGUGAAGACCCUGACUGGCAAGACCAUCACCCUCGAAGUGGAGCCAUCGGACACUAUUGAGAAUGUGAAGGCUAAGAUCCAAGACAAGGAGGGAAUCCCCCCAGAUCAGCAGCGUCUGAUUUUCGCCGGCAAGCAGCUCGAGGAUGGACGCACUCUUUCUGACUAUAACAUCCAGAAGGAGUCGACCCUUCACUUGGUUCUCCGUCUGCGUGGUGGUAUGCAAAUCUUCGUGAAGACCCUGACUGGCAAGACCAUCACUUUGGAGGUGGAGCCUUCCGAUACCAUUGAAAACGUGAAGGCCAAAAUCCAAGAUAAGGAGGGAAUCCCCCCAGAUCAGCAGCGUCUGAUUUUCGCUGGCAAGCAACUGGAAGACGGACGCACCCUGUCCGAUUACAACAUCCAGAAGGAGUCGACCCUUCACUUGGUUCUCCGUCUGCGUGGUGGUAUGCAAAUCUUCGUGAAGACCCUGACUGGCAAGACCAUCACCCUGGAAGUGGAGCCAUCGGACACUAUUGAGAAUGUGAAGGCUAAGAUCCAAGAUAAGGAGGGAAUCCCUCCAGAUCAGCAGCGUCUGAUUUUCGCCGGCAAGCAACUGGAAGACGGACGCACCCUGUCCGAUUACAACAUCCAGAAGGAGUCGACCCUUCACUUGGUUCUCCGUCUGCGUGGUGGUAUGCAAAUCUUCGUGAAGACCCUGACUGGCAAGACCAUCACCCUCGAAGUGGAGCCAUCGGACACUAUUGAGAAUGUGAAGGCUAAGAUCCAAGACAAGGAGGGAAUUCCCCCAGAUCAGCAGCGUCUGAUUUUCGCCGGCAAGCAGCUCGAGGAUGGACGCACUCUUUCUGACUAUAACAUCCAGAAGGAGUCCACUUUGCACUUGGUUCUCCGUCUGCGUGGUGGUAUGCAGAUCUUCGUGAAGACCCUGACUGGCAAGACCAUCACCCUGGAAGUGGAGCCAUCGGACACUAUUGAGAAUGUGAAGGCUAAGAUCCAAGAUAAGGAGGGAAUCCCUCCAGAUCAGCAGCGUCUGAUUUUCGCCGGCAAGCAACUGGAAGACGGACGCACCUUGUCCGAUUACAACAUCCAGAAGGAGUCGACCCUUCACUUGGUUCUCCGUCUGCGUGGAGGUAUGCAAAUCUUCGUGAAGACCCUGACUGGCAAGACCAUCACCCUCGAAGUGGAGCCAUCGGACACUAUUGAGAAUGUGAAGGCUAAGAUCCAAGACAAGGAGGGAAUCCCCCCAGAUCAGCAGCGUCUGAUUUUCGCCGGCAAACAGCUCGAGGAUGGACGCACCUUGUCCGAUUACAACAUCCAGAAGGAGUCCACUUUGCACUUGGUGCUCCGUCUCCGCGGAGGAAUGCAGGCUUAAACUAAAUACAUUUCCAAAUAAACACAAAUUUAGCACGCA
Molecule: messenger RNA, 3394 nt
Organism: Drosophila erecta
Lineage: Eukaryota; Metazoa; Arthropoda; Insecta; Diptera; Drosophilidae
Product: polyubiquitin
Exons: 2
Coding region: 152-3355 (1067 amino acids)
Biological process (GO): protein ubiquitination; modification-dependent protein catabolic process
Cellular component (GO): cytoplasm; nucleus
Molecular function (GO): ubiquitin protein ligase binding; protein tag activity
Source: RefSeq, a predicted model, not a curated record